Messenger RNA from Zerene cesonia (dogface butterfly), 4288 nucleotides. It is a transcript of the gene Bmptp-Z, whose product is annotated as tyrosine-protein phosphatase non-receptor type 61F-like. Gene Ontology annotation, biological process: protein dephosphorylation. The transcript has 8 exons. NCBI's taxonomy places the organism in Eukaryota, Metazoa, Arthropoda, Insecta, Lepidoptera, Pieridae. The record is from RefSeq and is a predicted model, not a curated record. Bases 320 to 1681 code for a protein of 453 amino acids. Gene Ontology annotation, molecular function: protein tyrosine phosphatase activity.
AAAGUUAACGUCGGUACGGGGAGCAUCCACUCCAACACCGUUUAGUUGAAAGCAAUUAUUAAUUUACUCUUUGGUAGGAAGGCUGUGUCGUAGAGAACUUUUAAUGAUAAAUUUAGCUUUUACAUCAAAUUUUAUAUUGAAAUUUGUAUAACAAAACACGUGCAGCUCUAUAUAUACUUGUUUCAUCUGUUUAGACCUUAUAUGAAGUUUAUGUAAAAUAUUUACCAGUGUAUCAAGUUCUCUAAAACCGCGGGUUUUGCGGCAUCCGGCUGCUCUUUGAUACUUUGUCAAUACAGGUGUGAAAUGUUAUAAUAGUACAAUGAAUAACGACAAAAUGGGCUCAAACAAUGUCGAAGCAGAAUACAUGGACAUCGCAAACAGAAAUGCUUGGCCGAUAGUUUACCAGAAAAUUGGUCAAGAAUGCCAAUCCUACCCCUACACAUGCACAGAGGCUAAGAAACCCCAAAACAAGCCACUUAACCGCUACAGAGAUGUAAAUCCCUAUGAUCAUAGCCGUGUUAUAUUAAAGCGAUGUGAGAGAGACUAUAUCAAUGCCAAUCUUGUUAAAAUGGACCGUGCAAAUCGUAAAUAUAUUCUCACACAAGGGCCACUUGCAUUCACCGUUGGACAUUUUUGGUUGAUGGUAUGGGAACAAAAUAGCCGAGCAAUCUUAAUGCUUAAUAAAUUGAUUGAGAAAAAUGAGAUUAAAUGUCAUUGGUACUGGCCCCAAGAUAUUGGUUCGGAAAUGGUGCUGAGCGAGGUUCAGUUAAUAGUUCAUCUUCUAAGUGAAGAAGAUUGCAAUUAUUAUACAACAAGGAAAUUCAAAGUCUACGAUAUGGUGAGUCAUGAGACUCGAGAAGUGUUGCAGUUCCAUUAUACGACUUGGCCAGAUUUUGGUGUGCCCACUUCGCCGAACGCAUUUUUAGCAUUUCUGAAAAAGGUUCGCAACUCGGGAGCUUUGGAGGCGGAUGUAGGGCCCGCCAUUGUACACUGCAGCGCUGGCAUCGGAAGGUCUGGAACAUUCUGUCUUGUUGACUCGUGCCUCGUCAUUAUCGAGAAAGAAGGUCUCGACAGUGUUAACAUUCAACAUAUCCUAUUGGAAAUGCGUAAAGAUAGAAUGGGACUGAUCCAAACACCGGACCAACUUCGUUUUUCAUAUCAAGCCAUUAUAGAAGGUGCCAAAAGAUUUAGUCCCGAUUAUAAAGAGGAGCCAAAAAUGGAGGAGAGUAUUUACUCGAGCGUCGCCGAGGAGGGGGAGGAGGAGGCGCCACCGCCGCCGCCGCCCCGAGCCGAGAGUCUCACCAAGGCGCCCGCUCGACCGCUCCCCGCUAUACCGACCAGCACGUCACUUGGAAACCUGAACUACACUGCGGCGGAGAGCUCCAGCUCCGAGGAGGGCCCACCUACACCGCCCGCACGGGACUGUCCCACGCCGGCCUCCUCCGCUGAUGACGAGGAUGAGGAUCGGGAUGAACACACCAAUAACGAAACCGGCGAGAACACGGAGACGCUGCGGCGGCGGCGCACCCGCGAGCUGGCCGAGCGCGUCUCCAGCAUGAAGAAGCGAGCGCGCGAAGCGGAGCGGUGGCACGCGCUCAAGAGGUCACUAUACAAGCCACUCACCAUUACAUUCGGCUUCCUCCUAACCGGCAUCAUUAUCUACUCAUACGUCAAACACUAGACGCUAUCGGCGUCUUUGCGUGCACGCGAUUUGUUAAUGAUGCGGUAUGGUCGCGCGCGGGAGUGUUGUGCGUCAUGACGGGUGGGGGGUUAUAAAUAGUUGCAUUUUUCACGUUUUUUGGAUGUUGCAUUUUUAUUUUCCAAGCUAGGAUGAAUUCAGAUUAAUGAUUUGAGCAAAUAGGCUAAAUAUUUAUGUCACAAUAUGUAUGUAUUUGUUCAAUAGUCAGAUCUGAUACACAUGUUAUGAUUCGACAUGAGUGCCUUAGUCAGUUUUGACUCGCUAUAUAUAUAACAUAGGGGGACUGUGGAAGAUAUUGUUAGUUUGAUUAUUGACUUGAUUUUGCUCUCGAAACAACAAUUAAUACAUUUUAUUACUAAUUGAAUUUUCACUUACUGUUGUUGUUUCACAUUCAGCAAAGUAUUUUAUUUCCAGAACAAUUUUAAAACGAGCCCAUGAGGUCUUUAAGGGGAUUACAUUGCUCAAUGACCUUGAAGAUUUGCUCACUGCGCUAGUGUUUGAUUUUUUGGGUGCCCCCCAGCGAUAUGUAAUGUUGUUAGAGUAAAAGUGACUAAAGAUUAAGGAAGUCUAGAAAUGUAUCGUGCUGUAUCGGAAUUUGUUUGUCAUCAUUUUUACUUAAUUUAUGCUUUGUCUCAGAGGCAGUACUGAAUUACAUCUUAUUAUUGGUAAACCUAGUGUGCGUUUGUUGUGUCACUAUCCAAUUUUGUAAGACCCAUCAAUCGACAUUUAUCUAAUUAUUAUGGAGUCUUCUACAUGAAACAUUCCGACUUGACCAAUUUCCCGUACAAUAAUAGAACAAAGAUCAGCUUUCAACGUUAUUCGCGUUAGGCCGCUACCACAAAUACCUACAUACUAAGUAGGAAUGUACACCAAGACCAGUGCCGGUAAGUUUUCAUAAUAAAAUAUUGCACAAUGAAGCCCAUUAGGAAAGGAACAGAAUAUGAUGAAAAUGAAAGAAAACAUAAUUUAUGAUCCGAAGUGUUUAAAGAUUCACACCUUUUGCGUUCCCUUUUUUUAUCACGUUUCAGCGUAAUACAAAUAUACCACAGGUCACCAUUUCCAUUAAUUAAAGUUUUAAACUUGAAUGCCAUCCCAACGGCUUGCUGAUGUAUGUGGUCCAAUGCUCUUUGGAAGUCUCCAUAAAGUUAUUGUUUCAUUGUCAAAUUUGAAGAGAAUUCUUUCAAAGCUCUUCAUAGUUACAUACCCCAAGCAUUUACUAGGAUCUUAGAAAGGCGACUAUGCAAUCCCAUCUCAAAAUUGAACACCGCCGGAGGUCGGCAAAUUUAUGUUUGAAUCCGGAUUCAAACCAAACCGGUCUCAUGAGUAAACUACAAGAUGAUCGUCAAUGUGCGUUACUCCAUUGUAAAUGCUCUCGAAUGCAUGAAAACUCUCGGCCGCAAUUUCCAAGUCGCAAUGCUGAAACACGUAGAUCUAUAAGCAUGAUUUCCUGUUUCAGACAUGACACAACAUAUGACACUUUCAUUUGAUUUCGUUUGAUUUCUUAAUUUUAAUAAGACGUUCAUUUUUUUUAGUUCGAUAUAAAGGGGGUUUCAUUUUAAAUAUGUAUUUAUAUGCACGCAACAACUACGAAGCACUACUUUUAACGGUUCCACCUGUAUGUAGUUUUUGUCAUACCUUUUUAAAUAUCAUGAUUCGUUACCGCACCUGAGUCAUGGUCAAGUAAUUAAAAAUUAAGUAUUAUUGAGACAAAUUUGUUGAAAUGCUUAUAUUUCUGUACUGAACAAAAUUGUAACAAUUUUCGUUUUAUUGAAUAUUGUUAUUACCCUUUUUACAGUAAUUAUUAACUAUAGUUGAGGAAGAAUCACCCUGUCAGCAAUCUAUUACAUAAUAUAGAACUUCUCAUAGCGGUAUCCCAUCGCAAUUUUAGUGCUCCAUAUUUAUCAUAUAUUCAUACGGAAGUCAUUAGAUGAAAAUAUAUUCUAAAGUAGUUUUAAAUUUAUAGACACAGUAAUAUACACUUUAACAAAUAAUUUAUCCAUAGCUUUUUUAACUUUUUAGUGUUUACUAGUAUGCACACAUGUUUAUAUAAUAUAUACAAAUACGAGUAUAUACCAUUAAAUAGUUUUAGAAUUCAGGAAAUAAUCUGCCUUGGAUAAAGUAAUUGAAAUAAUUGGUACAAAUUUUUUAUACAUAUUGCCUUACCUUAUUCAUCGAUCAAAGCAGUCCACAUAGAUAAUAUUUAACGCUAGACAUAAUAGAUACUAUUUUGUAUAAUUUUCAUUUUACGUUUUUUUAAACCGUUGGCGAUAAAUUCAGUCAACGUAGAACGCAACGAAGAAUUUAAAUUUAGCGUAUAAUUUAUAAUAAUAUAAACUUUAACACGUUCACUGCUGAAACAAACGUAAAAAUGCUUGGAAACGGGGAUGUGGCUUUACACGUCUAGCGUGUGACUCCGGCAUCCGCGAUAAAUCGCGUCUCUUGUGCGUAAAACAUCGGUGUGUUUUUUUGUCCAAGUCGCCAGUGCGCCAAUGGCAACACAUUUUUAUCCAAAAAUAUAUAUUUUUUUAUGAUUUCUUCCAUUUUUAUUUAUUUGCUUUAUUUAGAUAGUUAAGAUUUUAUUUUAAUAAA